Salvelinus sp. IW2-2015 is the source of this 365-nucleotide messenger RNA. RefSeq names its product synaptosomal-associated protein 25-B-like. Lineage: Eukaryota; Metazoa; Chordata; Actinopteri; Salmoniformes; Salmonidae. The record is from RefSeq and is a predicted model, not a curated record. Gene Ontology annotation, molecular function: SNAP receptor activity; syntaxin-1 binding. Gene Ontology annotation, cellular component: plasma membrane; synaptobrevin 2-SNAP-25-syntaxin-1a-complexin I complex. Gene Ontology annotation, biological process: synaptic vesicle fusion to presynaptic active zone membrane; exocytosis; synaptic vesicle priming.
CACACACUGACUGGUAUGUGUCCCUGCAGGAUAAAGGGGGGGGGCCAGGCAUGGGGGGCCAACCAGGAUGGAGUGGUGAACAGUCAGCCAGGGGCCCGUGUGGUGGACGAACGUGAACAGAUGGCCAUCAGUGGGGGGUUCAUCCGCAGGGUAACGGACGACGCCCGGGAGAAUGAGAUGGAUGAGAACCUGGAGCAGGUGGGCGGGAUCAUCGGUAACCUYCGUCACAUGGCCCUGGACAUGGGCAACGAGAUAGACACCCAGAACCGGCAGAUCGACAGGAUCAUGGACAAGGCUGAUUCUAACAAGACCAGGAUUGACGAAGCCAACCAGCGUGCCACAAAGAUGUUGGGCUAAGCUGGCCG